AUGUCUCAGCAUGUUGCGCCUUUCUUUACCGUAAACCUGAGCUGCGAAGUCUUAUUUAUUAUCCAUGCUCGCCUUCAGGAUCAAAACAUUGGAAUAAAACGAAUAGAAUUGAUUAUGCACGAUAUUGUGUCAAGCAUCUUCAAUGAUGCCUUUAUGGAGUCACUCUUUAGCCCGCAAGAUAUUUGCGGAAAGAGUGCUGUCUACAAAGUCUUUCUCCUGCUGAACGAGUGUCCCACGAUAAGCUUGAAUGAGAGCUCCUUAAGGAAGCUGUACGAUAUCGUCCUCAUGGCGGUGAAGUAUCAGUUCUACACCUUGAGCCACCCUCUGGAGUUGUUAGAGAUGACUUUUAAUCACUUAAAUGAGGUCAAGCAGUUCAUACACCGUAGCGCCGAGCCGCACAUCGAACUCGUUGAGAAGCUCUUCGAAUCGCUAUGUCGCAAUCUUUGCGUCGGUCAGCUCGCAGAGAUUCGUCAGCGUUCACUUAACCUUUCCUUAGAUCGGCGGUUUCAGAUUUCGCUUUUCAUGGAGAACGACAUUCAGCUUCCAGGUGGAUGUUUCCGAAUCCCAAAGAGUCGAUUUAUUUCACCCGCUGUGAACACCGAGGCACCUGGUUUAAUCCGAAGCUUCACUAAGCACGAGCACAGUUUAGCAUCGCAGCAGCACUUUUACCAUCCUGACGCCAUUCUCCCGUUUCCAACGCACAUCACGGUGGGGCAGUGGAAUCCAUUGCAGCGGGCUACCCGGAUGACGAAGAACGGCCUUAACAUGUUCAGUGGGCACCUACGAGACCUCCUGUCGGCGCCCUGUGUGCAUGGCGGCGAGCUCUCCGCCUCGACGGCGGCCCGCGCCGCGCUGCCGAAGACGGACGCCGACGACGCGCGGUUGAGGGCGUACUCAAACGAGGUGAAUACCCUCGCGACGAUGCUGCGUGGGGCGCGUGGUCCCUCUAGGGCGGCAGGGGCGCACGGGCAAUUUCAGCUGAGCCUCUUUGACGACGACAGCGAGGAGGAGAAUGCGGGGGAAGGGGAGACGAGGGGUCGGGGGGAGCCCCUCCCCCCUGCCGCUCCACCAAGGGAGACGACGUUCCCUCAUGUUGUGGAGAGCGGCCGACGCCCCGUGGAGCGCAGCAUCGCCCCUACCGCAGUCCGGCGGGAGAAUCAGCAGCUUUUGGACAUCAUUGGCAGCCUCAACGACGUCAAACCACACCAAAAACGCGAUACGGCGAUGGACAAGGGUGCCGCAAAUGAUUUUUUGGAUAUCAUGGAUGACGUAUAG
This is a messenger RNA of Phytomonas sp. EM1, 1275 nucleotides long. The record is from the annotation of a GenBank genome assembly. Lineage: Eukaryota; Euglenozoa; Kinetoplastea; Trypanosomatida; Trypanosomatidae.